Drosophila bipectinata is the source of this 583-nucleotide messenger RNA. RefSeq names its product treponemal membrane protein B. The record is from RefSeq and is a predicted model, not a curated record. NCBI's taxonomy places the organism in Eukaryota, Metazoa, Arthropoda, Insecta, Diptera, Drosophilidae.
GCUCAUCAGAACGUAUUCCAAAGCGUGAACAAAAAAACCAAAGAAUCGAAAUGAAAUUCUUCAUUUUAUUUUUCGCCAUCAUUGCUGUUGUGGUCACCGGUCAUCGCCACCAUGAGCAUCACCACCACCACCGCGACCAGGAGGGAUUCGAAAAUGGCGGACAUGGCCAGCAAGGAUUCGGCCAGGGUGGUUAUGGUCAGGAAGGAUUCGGCCAAGGCGGCAAUGGCCAGCAAGGAUUCGGCCAGGGUGGACAUGGCCAGCAAGGAUUCGGUCAAGGCGGAAAUGGCCAGCAAGGAUUCGGCCAGGGUGGACAUGGUCAUCCAGGAUUCGGCCAAGGUGGCAAUGGCCAGCAAGGAUUCGGCCAGGGUGGACAUGGCCAGCAAGGAUUCGGCCAAGGCGGCAAUGGCCAGCAAGGAUUCGGCCAGGGUGGACGUGGCCAGCAAGGAUUUGGCCAAGGCGGAAAUGGCCAGCAAGGAUUCGGCCAGGGUGGAAACGGCCAGCAAGGAUUCGGUCAGGGCGGACGCUUCUAAACACUAACCUACGAUACAAUUUAAACUAAAAUAAAAACAUAUGAAAAUAUAAA